Molecule: messenger RNA, 597 nt
Organism: Cooperia oncophora
Lineage: Eukaryota; Metazoa; Nematoda; Chromadorea; Rhabditida; Trichostrongylidae
Source: the annotation of a GenBank genome assembly
AUGUCGUCACCAGGCGCAGACGACGUCUGUCCGAUAUGCUUGUGUCCGAUUGAUGAGGAGUUUUCGCGGCCGGAGAAUUGCCAGCAUCGCUUCGAUUCGGAUUGCUUGAAGGAGUGGUCAAAGUUACGGCUGAGCUGUCCAUCAUGCCGGGCCACCUUUGGAGCAGUCUACACUUACAAAAUAGUGGAGGGCAAACCAACACUACACAAAGUGCAAAAAAUGGAGGAACCUGCAGAAGCUGAGCCAUUCGAUGAAACGAAUCCACUUGAUUUUACCGUAUGUGAAAUUUGCUCUGGCGGAAUGCACGAGGAACUUCUCUUAAUAUGCGACCAGUGUGACAAGGGAUUUCAUACCUACUGCCUCACUCCUCCACUGGAUGGUGUUCCAACCACUGAGCAAUGGUUUUGUCCUCAGUGUGAGGAAUCCCGCGUAAAUCGGCCAUCGACGAGUCGCACAGCUGAAUCGUCAGCAAGAGCCAUUCGCCUCGUACAAAGGACCGCGCUUGCAGAGCGAGUUCGUCGAAGGUUAGCUCGCAACCGGCGCAUAGUGGAGACAUCCAGAAGUGCUACAGAAGAAGAGGAAUCCGAUGGCAACGAU